Prosopis cineraria is the source of this 1557-nucleotide messenger RNA. RefSeq lists its product as uncharacterized. The record is from RefSeq and is a predicted model, not a curated record. Lineage: Eukaryota; Viridiplantae; Streptophyta; Magnoliopsida; Fabales; Fabaceae. The coding region runs from base 250 to 732 and encodes 160 amino acids. The transcript has 2 exons.
AGCCACACUCACCAGCUUUCGUACGAUAAAGUUUCCCAUUUCCGUAUAAAUUGCGGUGCCGCUUCUCCCCGUUGGCAUACUUCAGUGCUCUCCUCGCCUCACCUUCCAUUCCUCUCUCGUUAACUGCCGUUUCCUUCUAUAACAUCAUUUCGCUUUGGAUUUCCUCAAUCAAAUCUUUCCCAGAAACUCGUCUGAAAAAUAUCAAAGCCCUUGAACCUCUUUCAUGUGAAGCUGAAAUCUUGAAGAGAAAUGGACAGUAGUGUGCAGCAGAGGACACCGAGUAAAAGAAGCGACAAACUCAAGAGGAAACCCGUCAAGGUAGUGUACAUAUCCAAUCCCAUGAAGGUGAAGGUCACUCCGUCGGAGUUCAUGUCCUUAGUGCAAGAGCUUACAGGUCAGGACGCCGAAUUGCCGGCGGAUCUUUCCAGAUUCCAGAACCCCGACAUCGACGGUGCCCAUCAGACGUCGGAUUCUGAUAAUUCGUCGGUCACAAAAAGUACUGGCAGUCAUGAAAGUGAUCACCCGCUAGUGAUGCCUCAAGUGGACCCUAUCUUUGAUAAUUUUGAAGGCCAACUUGGAGGCUCAAUGGAGCAGGGAUUUGAUCCAUUUGAUCAUCAUGUCUUCGCCCCUUAUCAUCAGAUGAUGGACGACAUUUCAGCUUUCUUACCCUCGACUGUAUUCUACGAACCUGAUCUAGUCGACGAGGAGCCGCGCAGGAAUGAUGCAGUGUAAUCACUAAAAUUACCCAGGAACAUGUUUAUUAACUGUAGCCUUGCCAUUGGCUUUGUUCAAUUUGAUUUAAUGUUGGAUUUGGGCGUGAUAGAACAGAAAUCCCUGACUCUAACUGCUAGGAAUGGGCUCUUAGUCUUGAUUUCUUGAAGAAGAUUGCUAGCCGCAACAGCAAUGGAAGGAAACCUAUAGCUAAUCCUUGUAUCAAAAAGUUGUUCUAAUCAUUAUUUAGUUGAAUUGAAGAUGGCGAUCCAGUCAGUUUUGAAAGUAUAAAGAGUAAAGUAAAACAAGUGGUUCAAAUUGAUUGCGCUCCCGAUGCAUAUAUAUAUAUAUAUAUAUAUACACUGGGAGCGCAGACGAAUGGGAAGCGUGAAAACGGAGAACUGGAUGGGGAUUAAGGUUAAAGUCAUGGCAGAAUCGAAGAGUCUUUGAGGUGUGAUUGAACAUGCCUUUUGCCUCUGAGGCUCUUCCUUGGUCCUUUUCUGAGUAGGGCCAAAUUAACAUCUUUAGGCAGCAAGGUGAGGCUUUAUUAAGCGAAGAAUGUACAGCAAAUAAUGGUCAGAAAUAUCACCAGUGUGGUGUUUCCAAAUCCAUAUUUAAUUACGACUUGUGAUAAGUUUUUGAGAGCUGGCCGGUGUGGGGCUUUCCAGCUUGCUGUGGUAUAGAGGGUUUUAAACUUUUAAUUAACUACAUAAAUACUUGACUUUUGUUUCCAUUUCCACAUAUAUAUAUAUAUAUAUAUGUGUGUGUGUGUGUGUGUGUGUGUGUUUUCGGCUGGUUGUGAUAUUUCCCAGUUGUGAUCAUAAGAAAUUCAGAGCUGAAGUGAUU